Molecule: messenger RNA, 1143 nt
Organism: Talaromyces amestolkiae
Lineage: Eukaryota; Fungi; Ascomycota; Eurotiomycetes; Eurotiales; Trichocomaceae
Exons: 2
Coding region: 1-1143 (380 amino acids)
Molecular function (GO): nucleotide binding
Source: RefSeq, a predicted model, not a curated record
AUGGCUCCUAUUCGAGUUGGAUUGGUUGGUUUGACCACUGUCACUGUCAAUCCCUCUGGUGAAGGCUAUACACCCGGAAGUUGGGGUCUCGCUCAUCUUGCAUGUCUUGCUGGUUCUCCACACUACGAAAUCGUUGCCCUAUGCAACUCUACGGUCGAAAAGGCGCAGAAGUCAAUAGAGCACAACAAACUUGACCCUGCAACUAAAGCAUAUGGCUCAGUAGAUGAAAUGGCCCAGGAUCCGGAUGUGGACCUCGUCGUCGUUUCUGUCCACGUUGACAAGCACUAUGCUCUCGCGAAAUCUGCUCUCAAGAAUAAAAAGAAUGUCUACGUGGAGUUUCCCCUGACAAAAUCCUACAAGGAGGCAGAGGAUCUAGCCGAGCUUGCCAAACAAGCAGGCGUUAAGACUGUGAUUGGAGCUCAAGCUCGUGCCAAUCUUGCACUCAAGAAAAUCAAGGAGUUGGUCAAGUCCAAAGCCAUUGGAGACGUUCUUAGCACCAGCUGGACGGGCUUUAUGGGCAUUUCGACAUGGUCAGGUCUGCCAGAAAGUUUAAAAGACUUUGCAGACCUAGAGGGGGGACCAGGUCGGAUAAACAUUGGCCUAGGACAUGGGUUGGACCCCUUCUUGGAUACACUUGGCGAGUUCAAAGAUGUCCAAGCCACUUUCAAAACCUAUCAAAAGACCGUCCCAUUGUUUGAUGCUACUGGGACCGUCGUUGAUCCCGCGUACAAAGUCACUGCGCCUGAAUUCAUUUUCGUCCAGGGUGUGUUAGAAAGUGGAGCCGUAGCAUCAAUCAAUGUGCGCAGUAUCCCAGCUUCUGCCGACGAGGCCGGGUUCAGAUGGAUCAUUAGUGGCUCAGAAGGCGAGAUCGUAUUCUCCAGCCCAGCUGGCGGUUAUGUCCAAGGUCCUAUGCCAGAUGCCAAGGUACUUCUCAAAAAGUGGAAUGGUGAGACGGAAGAGGUCAAUUGGAAGUACAAUGAGCCGGCUCAUGUCACUGGUGUUUUCGACUUUGCCAUCAACACAGCCCGGCUAUAUGAGGCAUUUGCAACUGGUGACGAGGACGGUUAUGCUUCGAUUGAGGCCGCACGGAAAGUUCACCACCUCAUUGAUCGGGUCAAGAAGGUCGCCAUAUGGGCACCUUAA